UUGAGGCGGAGACGGAGACAACGGCGACGAAGAGGAGAAUCGCGAACUGAUUUGGGGGUAAGCCAAGCGGGCGGGGAGGUUGGAUUAGCUAGAGUUCUGGGAGGGAGUGGGUUCGCCGCAGAGGGCGGCAGAUGGCGGCCGUGGAGAGGCAGCUGGUGGUUGCCGUCGAGGGGACGGCGGCGAUGGGGCCCUAUUGGUCCACCAUUGUGGCGGACUACGUCGAGAAGAUCGUGCGGAACUUCUGUGCAAGUGAACUGCCAGGGCAGAAGCUUGCAGGAGCACCACCUGAGCUUGCCUUAGUUGUUUUUCAUACCCAUGGACCUUACAGUGCUUUUGGUGUGCAGCGCAGUGGAUGGACGAAAGAUACCGAUGCUUUCCUAUCAUGGUUGUCGGGAAUAUCAUUCAGUGGUGGAGGAUUUAGCGAAGCUUCUACUUGUGAAGGUCUCGCUGAAGCACUGACGAUACUUCAAGGCAGUCCUAAUACAACAACCCAAAGUCAUCAAAACCAUGAAGCACAAAAGCAUUGCAUACUUGUCACGGCAAGUAAUCCAUAUCCUUUGCCUACACCUGUCUAUCGUCUUCCUACUCAAAGCACUGAUCACAAAGAGAACAUUGAGUCAUCAAAAGAACCUUCUAUUGCUGAUGCUGAGACUGUUGCGAAAUCAUUUGCUCAGUGCUCUGUCUCAUUGUCAGUGAUAUCUCCAAAACAGGUUCCGACAUUAAAGGCUAUAUAUAAUGCGGGCAAGCGAAAUCCUCGAGCUGCUGAUCCAUCAGUCGAUCAUGCAAAAAACCCACACUUCCUUGUUCUUCUAUCUGAGAAUUUCAUGGAGGCGCGGACUGCUCUAAGUCGUCCUUUACAUGGGAACAUGGCCCCAAAUCAAACCAUAACGAAGAUGGACACUGCACCUGCAGUUACAAUGUCAGGACCAACUUCAAAUGCCAAUUCCUCAGUGAAUGGACCAAUGAUUGGCCGUCAAUCAGUUGGAGUUGGAGGCAUUUCUACUGCAACUAUUAAAGUGGAACCAGCAACCGUACCGCCGAUGGUUUCUGCACCUACUUUCUCACACAUAACACCUAUUUCAAAUGUGGCUUCGCAAGGAAUAUCAGCAUUGCAAACCUCAUCACCAUCUCAUAUUUCACAAGAAGCAGAUGUUGCAAAUGAUAGUGUGCAAGAGCACAAACCUAUAAUAAACCCUGUUCAACAGCCGGUUCGGCCUGGUGGUCAUGGCAGCCUCCUCAACAAUCUGUCACAGGUUCGGCUGAUGAACUCAACUUCUCUAACAAGAGGAGCUACCUCGAUGGGACUGCCUAACAUAGGGACAACACCAAUACAAGUCCACAUAUCGAACAUGAUAUCAAGUGGCAUGACAUCGACACCCUCUGUCAUCUCCUCUAUGUCUGGACCUGGACAACCUAUUGCUGCUCAACAGAUGGUACAGAGCACGGGUCUUGGUUCAUUUGGCUCAAACACUUCUACUGUAUCAGGCAAUUCAAACGUAGCCGUAUCAUCCUCUCUGCCUAACAUCCAAAGCAGCAUGGGCAUGGGUCAAUCAGUGCAACCUGUGGCACAAGGAGGCUUGAUGGCUGGAUCACAAUUAGGACAAGGUGGAAUUGGUGCAAACCAAAAUGUGAUGGGUGGCCAAGGUGGAAUUGGUGCAAACCAAAAUGUGAUGGGUGGCCUUGGGUCUACUGCUAUCUCUUCAGCACCUGCAAUGAUGCCGACACCGGGGAUGGCCCAGCAGACUGGAGUCAAUUCCCUAGGUGUGACUAACAAUUCAGCCAUGAAUAUGCCUAUUGGGCAGCAUCCCAAUGGCCAACAGGCACCACCAAAGUAUGUCAAAAUCUGGGAGGGGACCUUAUCUGGACAGAGGCAAGGACAGCCUGUAUUUAUUUGUAAACUUGAAGGUUAUAGGAGCGGAAUAGCGUCCGAAACACUUCUAGCAGACUGGCCAGAAACUAUGCAGAUUGUUCGCCUCAUAGUACAAGAGCAUAUGAACAACAAACAAUAUGUUGGCAAGGCAGACUUUCUAGUAUUCCGGACUUUAAAUCAGCAUGGGUUUCUUGGACAACUACAAGAAAAGAAGCUGUGUGCUGUGAUACAGUUAACAUCGCAAACUCUGCUGCUAUCAAUGUCUGACAAAGCAGGACAUGGUGGUGUUCAAACCUCAGGUAUCAACUCAGCAACCACCAAUGCAGCAGCAACAGCUACAGCAACAACAACAACAGUUACAGCAGCAGCUGCUGCAACAGCAACACAUGCAUAUGCAGCAGCAAGGCCUUCCACUUCAGCAGCAGCAGUUGCCACUCUAGCAACAGCAGCAGCAGCAGAUGCAGCCGAUGCAACAACAGCAGUCGCAAAUGCAGCAGAUUCAACAACAGUAGUCGCAGAUGCAGCCAAUGCAACAACAGCAGACACAGAUGCAGCAGCAGCAGCCGCAGAUGCAACCGAUGCAACAUCACCAGCAGCAGCCUCAGCAGAUGCAACCAAUGCAACACCAGCAGCCGCAGCAGAUGCAACCGAUGCAACACCAGCAGCAGCAGAUGCCACUCCAGCAACAUAUGCAGCAAAUGCAGCAUCAGCAGUAACAGAUGCAGCCCCAGCAGCAGCCCCAGAUGGUGGGCACAGGAAUGGGGCAGCAGUUCAUGCAGGGCCACAAUCAGGCAGUGCAGAUGAUGCAAGGGAAGAUUGCGCCGCAGGGGCCAGGCAGCAUGCCUGGGGGAGGCUUCCUAUCUUGAAACAUCUCUUGUCAGCAGGGCAUCAGAUGACUAAAGGGUUUACACUGGCCCUGAUGGUUGAGAUGUUUCCUGGUGUCACCUUUAACUGACAAUUUUAGAAAGUAGUCACUUGUGUAGUGGCACGUGAUGGAUAAGAGUUUAUGCGGCAACACUAUGUCAAGUAGUCAAUACUACUAUUGUACUGUAGCUAACCAUGAGUACCUGACUGUAAGUGUAGUUUAUACAUGCACUUUUCAUGACAUGUUAACACUGAGUUGAUGACAAACUGACGCAUAAUCUUGUGUGCAAACUCAAGAUAUAUAUCAGUAAAAACUAGUCUUUGCAAGACGAUCAUUUCAUUGCAAA
Messenger RNA from Panicum virgatum (switchgrass), 3081 nucleotides. Its product is annotated as mediator of RNA polymerase II transcription subunit 25-like. Lineage: Eukaryota; Viridiplantae; Streptophyta; Magnoliopsida; Poales; Poaceae. The record is from RefSeq and is a predicted model, not a curated record. Bases 132 to 2825 code for a protein of 897 amino acids. The transcript is spliced from 15 exons. Gene Ontology annotation, cellular component: mediator complex; transcription regulator complex. Gene Ontology annotation, biological process: positive regulation of transcription by RNA polymerase II.